CACUUUUUUUCUUGGCUCACAAUCUGAUGUAAGUAGGCAUGUUUCUGGUGCUCUAGUAAUCAUUUAAAUUUGGGAAAUACAAUUUCGGUAGAUGUUACUAUGGAACUUUUUCUGUACCGCGGUGAGUGGGGUCUUCCCACGAUAGAUCAGGAAUGUGCCCGGAUUUUGGCAUACCUCAAAUUUGCUGAUGCAAAAAUUACGCUGAACUUCAAUGGGAAUCCCUUCAGUUCCCCGAACGGUAUGCUACCGUAUCUGGUCACUGAGGAGGGCGCCAAAAUAGGUGGCUACUCGAAGAUUGUCGAGUACCUACAGUCCAAAGGAUGGGAUGCCAACGCACAGCUUGAAAAUCUUAACUACAUGGCAAUCAACGGUCCCAUACAGUACGUGAUGGAGAAUCUGCAUCCCUACUUUAUGUACAGCAUGUGGGGUGAUCCGAAAAAUCUGGACACUACCCGGACGCUGUACGCAAAGCGUAUUCCGAUACCGUUUAAUUUUUAUUGCCCGCGCAAGUACGUUCAGAAGACUGAGCAGUUGAUGCUCACAUUGGCCGACUUUGCGCUGGACGAUUCGGUUGAAUUCCACGAUGUUAAAGAUAUUUUAGUGAACGCCAAGAAAUGUAUUAACUGGAUUUCGGAGAAGCUGGGCGAGAGUAUUUUUUUUCUCGGUGAUGCACCUUGCGAAAUCGAUACCAUCCUGUAUGGGUACCUGUCGGUGAUUGCAAAGCUAACCCUGCCCAAUGGGAUUUUACAGAACCACGUGAAGCAAUGCGAAAAUCUAGUCAAAUAUGUGGAUCGAAUCAGCAAAACCUAUUUUGCCCGGGAAGGCUUCACUAGCGCAAAGGAGAGCGGUGAUGGUCAAAACGGCUAUAGCUCCUCGAAUGGAUCAAACGGCAAGAACGGAGAACAACCGAAGACACAUUACGAUGGAACCCAACGAGAGGACGACACACCAUACGAUCGAAAGAAACGAUACGUUGUUUCCGGGCUGUUUGCCACGGUGGCCAUGGUCGGAUACGCUCUUCUUUCGGGGAUCCUGACGAUCUCACGUAACGAGUAUGGUGGUAUGAACUUCAUCACGCACGACGAUGACGCAGACGACUACAACGACGAAGACUAGAGAAAGCCGAUCUCCGAUCAGAAAGUAACCGUAACACUCCUUCGUUCAAAUAAAUGGUAGCUUAAAAAAUACUUAAGUA
Molecule: messenger RNA, 1195 nt
Organism: Uranotaenia lowii
Lineage: Eukaryota; Metazoa; Arthropoda; Insecta; Diptera; Culicidae
Product: metaxin-1 homolog
Exons: 4
Coding region: 100-1116 (338 amino acids)
Biological process (GO): mitochondrion organization
Cellular component (GO): SAM complex
Source: RefSeq, a predicted model, not a curated record